AGGGACAAUUUGUCGUGCAAUUUUAAAGAGCAACAUCCUCUUGUAUUGCGCUAACAUUCGUUGUGUCCGAUUCAAAAGUUUUAUAUUCUCGUUUUAUUUUUUUCUAUUUAGAUUUAAAUUUCCAUAAUUUAAAUCAUGACGCAAACAAUUAAUUUGCAAUCAGCAAAAGUUGGGUUCAUCGGCGGUGGAAAUAUGGCACGAGCUAUUGGAAUAGCUUUGAUUAAAAAAAAUAUUUUAAAUCCAAAGAAUAUUUGGAUAUCGGCGCGAACACGGGAAACUCUUCAAAUGUGGAAUCAAUUGACUUUGGAAAAUCCAGUCAAUACAACAUUGAAUAACGCUGAUAUUAUUAUUAAUAGUGACAUUAUAUUCUUGGCUAUCAAACCCCAGUCACUUGUAGUCGCUAUUGACGAUGCCAAGAAAGCUGCGGAAGGACGUAAUUUAAUGCUGGAAAAUAAAUUAUUCGUAUCAGUACUCGCUGGUGUUACUCUUGAUACUUUAGAAAAAGAAAUUCAAGCGCAUUUAGGACAGCAAGUACCUCUGAAAAUUAUAAGGACUAUGCCAAAUACUCCGUUAAGUAUUGGAGAAGGGAUAACAGUGUACUCUCGCAAUGCUCAAGUAUCUGAGAGUGAUGCUCUGCCAUUAGUAAAAAUGUUGUCUCAGAUCGGUAUUAUUGAAGAAAUUCCUGAGAAUUUAAUAAACGCAGCCGGUGGAUUGGCAGGAUCAGGUCCUGCUUAUGCAUACCUGAUGGUUGAAGGAUUAGCUGAUGGUGGCGUAAAAAAUGGUUUGCCUCGGGCAUUAGCGACAAAAUUUGCCGCGCAAGUAUUAGCUGGUGCAGGAAAAAUGGUAUUACAAACUGGUAAACAUCCAGGGGAACUUAAAGACGAAGUUUGCUCGCCAGGAGGUACAACAAUUACAGGAAUGCACGCAUUGGAAACUGGAGCUGUCAGAGCAUCAUUAAUUAAUGCCGUUGAGGCAGCAGUUAAAAGAUCUAAAGAACUUGGAGCUUAAAUCUAACGCAGGAUCGAUGAUAAUAAAUAAAAUUAAAACAAAUAUCAUAUUAACCGGAAGUGUGAAGGCAUUUUUGAAGCAUUUAAAUUUAUACAAAAAAUUUUUAACAACGAACAGACUUUUUUUUGUAUAUUUGAUAUUUACAAUAAUAUUUAUUAUGAAGGCAUGACUGAGAAAAGUAUUUUUAACUUGACGUAUUUUAAAGUUAUAAAAAUUUUAAUCGUAUUUACGAUUUUGUACGAUUCUUAUAAAUAAAUAAAUAAUAAUUAUUUACAAUAUGAAAUUA
This is a messenger RNA of Microplitis mediator, 1294 nucleotides long. RefSeq lists its product as uncharacterized. Gene Ontology annotation, biological process: L-proline biosynthetic process. Gene Ontology annotation, molecular function: pyrroline-5-carboxylate reductase activity. The record is from RefSeq and is a predicted model, not a curated record. Lineage: Eukaryota; Metazoa; Arthropoda; Insecta; Hymenoptera; Braconidae. The coding region runs from base 136 to 1008 and encodes 290 amino acids. The transcript has 5 exons.